This is a messenger RNA of Botrytis deweyae, 1617 nucleotides long. RefSeq lists its product as uncharacterized. Gene Ontology annotation, molecular function: protein binding. The record is from RefSeq and is a predicted model, not a curated record. The coding region runs from base 1 to 1617 and encodes 538 amino acids. The transcript has a single exon. NCBI's taxonomy places the organism in Eukaryota, Fungi, Ascomycota, Leotiomycetes, Helotiales, Sclerotiniaceae.
AUGUCUAAAGAAGCGUAUUACGGACCAAUAAAUUCACCUUCUGUCAUCAAAAUCAUAUAUUGCCCAAAUACUAACUACUGUAUUGAUGUCGAUCAUAUUGGUUGGAACUUCAAGAGCGUGGAUGAUACCACCACAAUAGAAGCAACGAGCUUUCGAUCUCCGAACAGGAAACCUAGCAUCCUCAUACCAAACCACAAACCUCUGGUGAAUACUUAUUACAUCAUCACAAUUGGUAGUGAGGCUUGGAAAAUUAGAUAUGUACAUGAUAAAGUAAUACAAGAAUCGGCGAACUCUGUAGACGGAAAACGUGGCAUAGCGAUUCGUAAAGAGGGGGAGAAUACUACCUACCAUAUCGACAAUCGAACGCAGAUUUGCACAAUUAGCUAUGUGUAUGUCACAUCAAUGCAAACGGGGAUUCCAAAGUCUGAAGACGAAGAGCCAAUUACCACCAAAAACCUUACACCUGGGGAAGAAAUAUCCAGAUUUCCAAUACGAAAGAGUGCUGUGGGUGCCCCGAAGAACGCUGCGAUUUUUGUCCUCCCCAAUGACAUCUUAGACUGUAUUUUUGACUACCUUCCAAAAUCUUCGGUUGUAGCAUACACUCUUACUUCUCUCAAAUUGAAGAAUUCCCUCGGUCCAGAACACUGGACUAAAAUCGUUGACGUCGUCAAGAAUUCUCCGAAGGAAACUACUGAUCUACUUGAUCUCCUGUGCAAGGACUACGAGCAAUGCAUCCCGUGUCACACAUGUCUGAAGCUGCAUGAACCAUCUGCCUCGACGAUAGCCAGGAAAUGUUGGGAGCAUGAUAAGAAAUUUGGAGUGGAGUCAUAUAUUCACGCGCAAUUCCGUUUUAGUGAAAUGCAAAUGGCUGCGAAGUUAUAUAACGAAGGCAAAUACGAAUCUUCACAACUUCAGCUACGUUCGAUAGGCAGAACAGGAGAUCAGUUGAUUAACUACCAUCGCCAUCAACCAAAUGACCCUUGCAUCACUCAUGAAUUUCGCAUGAACUCACAGGCCCGAAUCAUUUACCGUUCUCAGCACGUGUACUUGCUUCCUCAUAGCCUUCUAGAUUUCUUAAACGUUUCCAUUUAUCCAGGUUGUUUUAUUAGCCUACUCCAUGACCAUCACCGAACUUAUGACGGCGAACAAUGGUUGGAUCCCAUUUUUAUAUGCGGGCACAUGGGACCUCUCUGUGGACGUAGAAACUGGGCAGAGCUAGUGUCCCGCGGCAUGCAAUGGGAGUGCCCAAUUUGUGGGACAGAAUUUCAUGCCAAUCUCGUCGGUUAUGGGGAUGAAGGAUUAGCAAUUGUGGCUACGAAAUGGAUGGACUUAGGGAGAGGGUUGAAUCAGGGUCAAGAAUGGGAAAGGAAUUUUGUUUUACAAGAGAUUCCUCCUGAAGAUAGCACGAUACUUACAAUGGGUUUUAACGGUCCCAUCUCAAUGUGGUGGGAAGAUGUUGAUGGAGAAAGCAGGUAUGUGCCAACUUUAAGUAAGGCCGAGAAAAAGGUUCUGGGGACACCAAUACGCAGGGGGACACGAAAGCACGGGAGCUGGAUCACAGGCUAUUUCUCUGUGGAGUGGUUCAAAAACUGGUUAAAAAGCCUCAAAGGUAAAUAG